Musa acuminata subsp. malaccensis (wild Malaysian banana) is the source of this 1386-nucleotide messenger RNA. RefSeq names its product BTB/POZ and TAZ domain-containing protein 1. Gene Ontology annotation, cellular component: nucleus. The record is from RefSeq and is a predicted model, not a curated record. Lineage: Eukaryota; Viridiplantae; Streptophyta; Magnoliopsida; Zingiberales; Musaceae. Gene Ontology annotation, molecular function: protein binding.
AGAGAGAGAGAGAGAGAGAGAGAGAUGGGCAAUUCGAGGACGGAUCCCAGCGGGGGAGAUGACGCAGAUGUCCAGAUCUUGACCGCCGGGAAGAGGAGAAUUCCUGUUCGUUCCAAAGUUCUGGCGGCAGCGUCGCCGGUGUUAGAGAGCAUGUUGGAUCGGCCGCAGAAACGUGGGGGAGAAGGAAGAGUGAUUCCGAUACUUGGAGUUCCUCACGACGCAGUGUGUGCCUUCGUUCGCCUGCUCUACUCCGCCAGGAGUUGUGUGACGCCUGCGGUCGAGGGGGAGGAGGCGACGGAGGUGGGCGAGCACGGGGUGCACUUGCUGGUCCUGUCGCACGUGUACCAGGUGGGGUGGCUGAAGCGGGCGUGCGAGCGGGCGCUGGCAUCGCGGCUGACGGCGGAGGGGGUGGUGGACGUGCUGGUGCUGGCACGGCGGUGCGACGCGCCCUGGCUGCACCUCCGCUGCCUGAGGCUCAUCGCCAGGGACUACGCCGCCGUCGAGAGCACCGAGGCGUGGCGCUUCCUCCAGGACAACGACCCCUGGCUCGAGCUCGACAUCCUCCAAUCCCUCCAAGACGCCCAUCUGAGGCAGAAGCGGCGGCGGCGGAAGAGGGAGGAGGAGAAAGUAUACACGGAGCUGAGCGAGGCCAUGGAGUGCUUGCAGCACAUCUGCGCGGAGGGCUGCACCGAGGUCGGGCCAUCCGGCCGCGGACCGCCGCCGCGUGACCCCACCCAUUGCCCGAACCCCGCCACCUGCCGUGGCCUCCAGCAGCUCAUCCACCACCUUGCCGCCUGCGACCGCAAGAAGAAGCCGCCGCAACAGCAGCAGCAGCAGCACGGCUGCCCUCGCUGCAAGCGUCUGUGGCAGCUCCUCCGUCUCCACUCCGCCAUCUGCGUCCACCCCGACCCCUGCAAAGUCCCCCUCUGCUCCCAAUUCAAGCAGAAGAUGGAGCAAACCAAAAGGAAAGCAGAGGAGGAGGAGGACGAGAAGUGGAAACUACUGGUGAAGAAGGUGGCCUCUGCAAGAGUCAUGUCCCACUUGGCCAAGAGGAAAAGGCAAGAAGGGAUACAAAACCAGGAAGCUUGGCUGAAGCAGAAGCUCAUUGACUGAGUGAUCAAUCCUUCGGUUGACUUUGUUCUACCAAGUCAAAUUUAUACCAAAUCCAGGGGGAUGAAUCAUUUGCUCUAUCUAGAAAUCAUCUUUAUGUAGGUGAAUUAUGUGAUAUGGUGACCUCUAUCUUCUACAUUUCAUCUGAAGAAAGAAGUCAUGGAGGAAAUGUUUAAGCUCUGUACACAAUUAUCUCCGGUACUCUGUAUGCAUGCAUGUCAAUAAAAAAAUACAUGUAGCACAUACAUCCCUCCAAUAUUAAGACUCUUUCCAUAA